AUGUCUGUUAAUCAAAUCACAUAUCCAGUUGCCGACGAAGUGGUUCUGCAGAUAGGUUUGGAUAUCCAGCAAGUAUUUUCAGAACUUGCUCUCAUUAACCCUGAAAAUAAUGAGAAAUCAACUAGUUUUUUUAAGAAACGUGAAACAGAUGAAACAAUAAAUGAAAUGGAAAUCGAUGAAGAAAUCAAUAGACUUAAAAUAGUUGAGAAUAAGAAAACACCACAUGUGGCGGAACAGCUUGGCGACCGUAAAGUUCUUUCAAUUGAAGAUAUUAAAAUUCUUAGUGAGCUUGAAUAUGUAUCUGAUUUCUUCUGGGAUAAAUAUAAAGAAACUCCAUUAUCUUGCGUAAGUUCAGGAAUGGUUGACGAGAAGGCGGUACUUGUUGCUUUAGUAUGUCUACCCAAAGGCACGCAAGUUAAUUUACCUGGCGAGUUCGAAGGAUAUCGUGUGCUAAUAGACUAUGGGGAAAUUGAACCGGCUCAUCGUAAACGUCAUGAUGAGCUUAAGCCUGGUAUAAGUAUUGGUAAUGUUAUUAAUCCCAAUAGCGACCAAACAUUUANGCUUUCUAACCAUGGUAUGACACCUAGGGAUAAUUGCGCUGAAGUUAUGUAUACUUUUUAUGGUGUUGACGAAGAAGGACGUUUUCUUGAUUAUGCUUUUUGCAAGAUCAACAAACGAGAAAUAUCAAUACCUAGUAACAUUCCAUUUGGAACUGAAGUUAUUAUUAAAGAACAUAAACAAUCCGUUGAAAACGAUCCAAAUAAUCAGAAGAAAAAGCUCGACUUUAUUAAGGUUGAGAAGGUUGGUAGGACAACAUUCCAUACACAUGGGCCUAAGAGUUUAUCUAGAGAAGCCUCUGCUCUAUUCGUCUAUGGAAAUAGUGGAAAUUUUGGUACUUAUGGAGAUUCGGGUUCACCUGUUUUUGAUAACAUUGGUAGACUGUGGGGUAUUUUUCAGGGAGUUUACCCAAAUAGCAAUCAAGCUUUUGUUAUUCCCAUUCAUGUAAUUUUAGAUCAUGCCGAAGCUAGAACUGGAAAGAGGUUUAUACUAGUGUAA
This is a messenger RNA of Rhizophagus irregularis DAOM 181602=DAOM 197198, 1056 nucleotides long. NCBI's taxonomy places the organism in Eukaryota, Fungi, Glomeromycota, Glomeromycetes, Glomerales, Glomeraceae. The record is from RefSeq and is a predicted model, not a curated record.